AAGUGUUACCCAUCAUCUGCCUUAAGGUCUUCUAUUUUAGGCUUUGAAGUGUUUGGUCCCAUUGAUUGAAUUCUACAUAAAAUGGCUGCUUCAUCGUCACUGUUUUCAUGUUCCAUCCAAGGGGCAGUGCCGUUUCAGAAACAGUCAGACCUUGUCUCAAUGCAAAUAAAACAUCCAAGGUUGUUACUACCCAAUGAGAAAUUCUCACAAAGUCAGACUUUGUGUCGUGCACUGAAGACUGAGAAUUUACCAUCCUUUUCGGUGGGGAAAAAGUUUCAACUUGAUGAUGUGAUUGAAGCUCAACAAUUUGAUAGAGAUAUUCUGGGUGCUAUAUUUGAAGUUGCACGUGAUAUGGAGAAGAUUGAAAAAAGAUCACCAGGGAGUCAAAUUCUUAAGGGAUAUCUCAUGGCUACUCUCUUUUAUGAACCCUCUACUAGGACUAGGCUGUCCUUUGAGUCUGCCAUGAAACGCUUAGGUGGAGAGGUUUUGACUACUGAGAAUGCAAGGGAGUUUUCUUCAGCAGCUAAAGGAGAAACACUUGAAGAUAGUAUAAGAACUGUCGAGGGUUACUCGGAUAUAAUUGUGAUGCGCCACUUUGAGAGUGGUGCAGCCAAAAGAGCAGCAGCAACUGCUGGCAUUCCUGUUAUUAAUGCAGGAGACGGUCCUGGACAACACCCAACUCAGGCCCUUUUGGAUGUCUAUACUAUUGAAAGAGAGAUAGGAAAGCUGGAUGGCAUAAAAGUUGCACUUGUUGGAGAUCUUGCCCACGGAAGGACAGUGCGUUCACUAGCAUACUUGCUUGCCAGGUAUAAUGAUGUCAAGAUCUACUUCGUCUCUCCUGAUGCCGUGAAAAUGAAGAAUGACAUAAAAGACUAUUUGACAUCAAGGAAUGUUGAAUGGGAAGAAAGUGCUGAUUUGAUGGAAGUUGCAUCUAAGUGUGACAUUCUCUAUCAAACUCGCAUUCAGCGUGAACGGUUCGGGGAAAGAAUCGACCUCUAUGAAGAAGCCCGAGGGAAGUACAUUGUGGACCCUCGUGUGUUGGAGGUGAUGCAGAAGCAUGCUGUGAUCAUGCACCCUCUGCCGAGACUUGAUGAGAUCACUGUGGAUGUUGAUGGGGAUCCGAGAGCUGCGUAUUUCAGACAGGCAAAGAACGGCUUAUAUAUUAGGAUGGCUCUAUUGAAACUCCUGCUUGUAGGUUGGUGAGGAAGGCAAUCUAUAUUCCUCAUUACUCAUUAACUUUGGAAGUAUUGGCUCCAAAACCAUAGGUGGAGGGAAGCAUUAUUCCAGUUUAGAAGUUUUGACUUUU
This is a messenger RNA of Fragaria vesca subsp. vesca, 1306 nucleotides long. RefSeq names its product aspartate carbamoyltransferase 2, chloroplastic-like. The record is from RefSeq and is a predicted model, not a curated record. The transcript is spliced from 6 exons. Gene Ontology annotation, biological process: amino acid metabolic process; 'de novo' pyrimidine nucleobase biosynthetic process. Bases 82 to 1203 code for a protein of 373 amino acids. Gene Ontology annotation, molecular function: aspartate carbamoyltransferase activity; amino acid binding. NCBI's taxonomy places the organism in Eukaryota, Viridiplantae, Streptophyta, Magnoliopsida, Rosales, Rosaceae.